Messenger RNA from Cyanistes caeruleus (blue tit), 8298 nucleotides. It is a transcript of the gene KIF11, whose product is annotated as kinesin family member 11. Gene Ontology annotation, cellular component: mitotic spindle; spindle microtubule; nucleus. Gene Ontology annotation, molecular function: ATP binding; microtubule binding; plus-end-directed microtubule motor activity. The record is from RefSeq and is a predicted model, not a curated record. NCBI's taxonomy places the organism in Eukaryota, Metazoa, Chordata, Aves, Passeriformes, Paridae. Gene Ontology annotation, biological process: spindle elongation; mitotic spindle assembly; microtubule-based movement.
AUAAUGAGGCAAAAGAGACAUUUCCUGUUGACUUCAGUCAGUGCUGUCAAGUCCAUACGAUUUAAAUUUUCCCAUUCAUUGUUUCUUUUCUUAUUACGUGAAGGAUGUCAUCCAGCUGCACAUCUUUACUGAAAAUAGGUAACUGUAAGGAAAAUUACUAGCUUAACUCUGAGCUAAUCACACAAAUGCAUACAUCCCCUUAUGUUACUGCUAAAUUUUUAUUACAGUGACUAUAAAAAGAUUUAAAAGUGCUACCAUCUGUAUCGGACAAUGAUCUGGCACACAUGCCUAAAAAAUAGUCUGUUAUUCUGUGUAUAUUUCUGGUUAGUUGAAACCAGUUCUGGUUUUAAUCCUGUUACAUGCAUUGAGUCCUUAAUUUUUAACAAUAAGGUAGUUAUUGUAUUGCAUCUUCUCUUCCCUGUUAACAGUGACAUAGUUAUCCUUAUACCUUGACUGAAGGAGAACCCUGUCCUUAGCUGACAAUAUACCAGUACUCUGUGUGUGUAAGUCCUUGUUGUUUAACUUACUGUACAUGGACAACACAGAGUUUAGAAUAUUACUGGCCAACUGGUCAGGCUGUUCAAAGGCUAGAAUUUGCUUAAUGUUUAUCUGAGGUGCAGGUGAUUUCCCCUUUAAUGUGAAUAUACAAUUAAUCAGCAAAUUUUUACUAUGUCACUGAUAGUAUUAAAUAUUAAAUUCUCCACAUGCUCAAUACAGUUGAUACAUUGUGUACUAUAUUUGCAACCAAAUUGGGUGUUACUAAGCCUUGAAGAAGUCUCACUCAACCUUAUAAUUUGUAUUAAUUAUAUCUCUCCAUUAUUAUACCUUUUAUAACCUUUCUUCAUUUGUAGGUAAUUGUGUUCCAUGUAAACAAUUUUACUGCUUUUCAGGCCUCCAUACCUACAAUUCCCCAGGUGAUCUGAUACAAGCUCUAGGAAGACAGUGUUUGUUUUGUCUGUUUGAAUGAUCUGUGUCUAUGACAGAUGUUAAUAUUUUGAGGAAAAAUAUGACUUUGAUAGAAAAGAACAAACAAGCAGAAGUUGGAAGAAUUCUUGUGUUCCGGUGCUGUCUUCUUUUGUGUGAUCCAUAUGAAGGAGUACAGAGAAAAAGGCCUUUUAAUGCCUCAGAACUUAAAGCGAGCUCCUACGCUGUCAUAGACUGUGAUCAAGCAAGAAAGGAAGUCAGUGUCCGCACUGGAGGAGUGACAGAUAAGUCAUCAAGGAAGACUUACACAUUUGAUAUGGUUUUUGGAGCUCAGGCAAAGCAGAUUGAUGUGUACCGGAGUGUUGUGUGUCCCAUUUUGGAUGAAGUUAUUAUGGGCUAUAACUGUACAGUGUUUGCUUACGGCCAAACUGGUACUGGUAAGACCUUCACAAUGGAAGGGGAGCGGUCACCCAAUAAAGAAUAUACUUGGGAAGAGGAUCCACUAGCAGGUAUCAUACCCCGUACAUUGCAUCAAAUAUUUGAAAAACUCACAGAGAAUGGUACCGAAUUUUCCGUGAAAGUCUCUCUUUUGGAAAUCUAUAAUGAGGAGCUUUUUGAUCUUCUGAAUCCUACUCCUGAUGUUGGGGAAAGACUACAGAUGUUUGAUGAUCCUCGAAACAAGAGGGGUGUAAUUAUUAAAGGCUUGGAAGAAGUAACUGUACACAACAAAAAUCAAGUUUACCAAAUCCUGGAAAGGGGUGCAGCCAAAAGAACAACUGCAGCUACUUACAUGAACGCAUAUUCCAGCCGUUCCCACUCUGUGUUUUCAAUUACCAUCCAUAUGAAAGAAACAACGCUAGAUGGAGAAGAACUUGUUAAAAUUGGAAAGCUAAACUUGGUUGAUCUUGCUGGAAGUGAAAACAUUGGUCGAUCUGGGGCUGUUGACAAAAGAGCUCGUGAAGCUGGAAAUAUCAACCAGUCUCUGCUGACACUAGGAAGAGUGAUUACUGCUCUAGUGGAAAGAGCCCCUCAUAUUCCAUACAGGGAGUCUAAACUCACAAGAAUCCUUCAAGACUCUCUUGGGGGACGGACAAAAACAUCAAUAAUUGCCACAAUUUCGCCUGCAUCUGUAAAUCUUGAGGAAACAUUGAGUACACUGGAAUAUGCCCAUAGAGCAAAGAAUAUAAUGAACAAGCCUGAAGUUAAUCAGAAGCUAACAAAAAAAGCUCUCAUUAAGGAAUAUACUGAAGAGAUUGAGCGUCUGAAGCGAGACCUUGCUGCUGCUCGAGAGAAAAAUGGAAUCUAUAUUUCUGUUGAAAACUAUGAAGCCCUUAGUGGAAAGCUGACGGUCCAGGAAGAACAAAUUACAGAGUAUAUUGACAAAAUCAGUGUCAUGGAGGAAGAAGUUAAAAGGGUCACUGAACUAUUCAGAGUCAGUAAAAAUGAACUUGAACAGUGUAAAACAGAUUUGCAAAUCAAGGAGAAAGAACUGGAAGAAACGCAAAAAGACCUGCAAGAAACCAAGGUUCAGCUGGCUGAAGAGGAAUAUGUGGUUUCAGUUUUGGAAAAUACUGAACAAAAACUUCAUGGCACAGCUAGCAAGUUACUAAGUACAGUUGAAGAAACUACAAGAGAUGUAUCUGGGCUCCAUGCAAAACUGGACCGUAAGAAGGCUGUUGAUCAGCACAAUGCUGUUGUCCAAAAUACAUUUGCAGGACAAAUGAAUGCUUUGUUCAGCAAAAUACAAGAUUCAAUUACUGAAAACAGUUUGAAGCAGCAACAGAUGCUGACAUCUUACACAAAUUUUAUAGGUGACCUCCUGUCUACCAGUUCUUCUACAGCAGAUAUUCUUGCAUCAGUUGUAUCAGCAUCUUUUGCCUCUCUUAAAGAAUUGGUGUCUGCUGAAGUUUCUCACAUGUCUGAAAAAAUAACACAGCAGGAGAAUCUAUCACUUGAUUGUAAAGCAGAGCUGCUGAGAUUAAUUGAGGAACAUGAAACUGGAUUAGGAAGAGCAGUAAAUAGCUUGACACCAGUGGUAGAAUUUGUCUUGGGGUUAAACUGUCAGUUCCAGAGUAACUUGGAGAAAUAUUCUGCUGUGGCUGACCAGAUGGAGGGCCAUAAAAGGGAAAUGGAUACCUUCUUUGGAGAUCUUUUUCUCACUCUGCAAAAAAUACAAGAAGAAACAGCUGGUGGUUUUGCUCAGCUCCAGCAUAAUUGUGACAGUUUAAAAGAAGAAGUGGAAAUGACGAGGUCGGCACAUAGAAAGAGCGCAGCCAAAUUGAUAUCUGUACUGCAAAGCCAGCUCGACCUGUUUGCUCAGGAGACUCAGAAGAACUUAACUGAUGUACUCACAAAAAAUGGAAGCCUGAAGACCACCAUCACUGCUAUGCAAGAAAAUGUUCACCUGAAAACUACAGACCUAGUCAGCAGUACAAAUUCCAGUCACAGCAAAUUUACUGCAUCUCUGGAUAAUUUCUCUCAAGAGCUCAGGAAUAUAAAUGCUGAAAACAAGACAAUGCUAGAAGAAUCCAAUAACCACUGUCAACAUCUUCUCAGCAAUCUCAAAAAUGUGUCUCAGGAUACCAGUACAUGGGGUGAAUUUACAACUGCUCAGAUGGUCAACUUUACUAAUCAGCAGCUAUUGUCAUUCAAGGAUGAGAAACAGCAAUUUCAGUAUUUACAAAAGAAAAAUGAAGAAGACUGUGAUAAAGCAAUAGCUGAAACUGCUGACCACAUUGGCAGACAAAAGGCUGCUGAGGGGAAGGUACUAAAUGGCCUUCUGGAUCAGAUGAAGGUGGAUCAGGAGAUACUUGUGGAGCAGAAGCUGGCACUUAAAGAGGAAGUACAUAAUGGACUAACUCAGGUUAAUAGUUUCCUGCAAGAGGAACUCAAAGUGGAUGUUCCAACAGGGACAACUCCACAGAGAAAAGACUACUUGUAUCCAGUCACUCUCGUGAGAACAGAGCCCCGGGAACUACUUCUGGAGCAAUUAAGGCAAAAUCAAACAAAUCUUGAUGCUAUGCUAAGCAGUGUGGUAAAUGAGGUGGAGGAUAAUGCAGGUCAGGACCUGUUGGACGAGGAAGGAGAGUUGCAAGAACCCAGUGAAAGCCUUGCUUGUGACAAAUUCUUAAUGGAUAAAAAUUUAUAUUGCCACACAAAUGGUGGCAUUCCUUUUUUCCAGCACAAAAGAAGUCUCAAAAAGGGUAAAGAGAACAAAUCUGCAGCUCCAGUGGAGAACAAAAUGGAGGAUAUGACAGAAGAAUUUCUGCAGAAAUCUAAGCAUCCUUUAAGAUUGCUGAACUAAGAUAUAUCCUCUGAAGAUUCCUGUUUUUAUAUAUUUGUCUUACUGAGCCAUAACUUUUUUUUUGGUUAUUCUCAGUGUCUCUAUAUAGUGAUACAAAGUUGAAUCAAAAGAUUUCCCUGCUCAAUCUCAUGCCUUGGUCCCAUUUUUAUAUGUUGCAGCUUGCAAAGUUUUAAGGAAAAAAAGCCUGUAGAUUAUGGUGCUGUUAUGUUAAAUAUAUAUGUACGUUGUCAAGUAAGAAAUUUUGUUUCUCAGUAGAUCUAAAAUACAGAAAGGGAUGUGGAAAUAUGCUUUGUCAGCAUUAUAAAUUACAUUUUUAUGUAUUAAUUAGCUGUAAAUAAGUGUUCUGGUUUUAUACCUGCUUUUUAUUCCAGUUGCUCUUUAAUUACGAUACUUCAAAUAAAUUAAUACAUGGAAAACAAAUGUACAAGCACCUCACUCAGAGUAAAACAUACUUACCUAACUUUCUUAUGGUGCUAGGUUUAAGUUAGCUAAAACAUUAUCAGCUAUGUCAUAAGUCUUGUGCUGUCAGAAGAGGAUGGUUCUUCCCCUUGUUUCACAAAAGGCAAUAAUAUUAUUUCAGUGCCUCUUCAUUCUGGGAAAUUUUACUGCUGGGUCUUGGACUUUUUGUUUGAACCCCACUGUUCUUCCUCUUGCAGAUGUGAGCUGUUGGUUGGGACACAAUGUCUAUCAGGUUCUGUUAUCAUAAGCUGGCAGCAUUUCUUUAAGAUCUAGGGUUCUUAACAUUAAAACAUGCAAACUUGGUUACAAAUGUAGCUUCUGUGUUGUAUAAUGACAGUGAAUUUCUUUUCAUGCUCCUCCCCUGGAAAUCUGAAGAAAACUUAAAGCCGCAACAUGCCAAAGAAGUAGAAGAGUAUCAUGGCAGUAGGGAGAGACACUGGAAGGCAACCUUAAUUGCAUUGAAGCACUAUUCUUACAUAAUUGUCCAAACAUUUUUUGGGAAAUAGUUCACUUUUCUGUAUUGAGCUUGCAGGCUUAACAUUGAUGUUUUUUCAGAUAAGUGCAUUUAUUUGUCUUUGACCAAGUAUGUAAAUUAGUUGUACCCUUGACACCAUUCAGACAGCACUUCACAGUCGUGCUAGAGUCAGAAGAACAUAAUUUGAAGUGACCCUUGCACUGAUUCUCUGAACUGUAGGAUGAGGGAGACCAUUAAUCAAUUGUCUGUCUGAACACCUAUCUUGCCUCUUAUUAUUUAUCUUUUCUUUUACAGCUGUGGGCAAAGCUGAUUGCUUUCCAGCAGUCUAAUAGCAGGAGAAAAAGCAUUAAUUCCCUUUCAAGUGACUAAGAGGCACUAAUACAGCCUUGUUUUAGGUUUCUUGGGUAAAGCAGGAGGCAGCUUAAGUACCUUCCAUCUUGGUACCUACAUAUACUGAAUCUUUCUCCAGCUGUAAGAGACUUGAAACACUGGAAGCUAGAAGACUCUUCAGUGUGUUUGGAGUAUUGUCAAAUUCUGGCACCUAAAACUUAAUGGGCUUAGUUCUUCAGCCUCUAGGAUCCAUUUUCUUGCACCACAUGCCUGUUAACACUGACUAGGUGUUAGCAUAAUCUUCCAUGAUGGUUCAAGAAAUCAUUUACUAUCAUCCCCAAGGGUUGAUCUCACAGCUGUAUUGAAUAGCCUAAACCAAGUGGGGAGAGGCUUGCCACAAGCCUUUUACCCUACUACAUUUUCCCUGUGGAGUUGACAGGAUUAGUAUGAACAAACAAACUGGAAUAGCCAGUAACUGAGUGGGCUUGCAUCCACAAAAUCAUGCCAUAUUUUGUGGUCCCUGUCUUUAUCCUCUUGAACCUCUCUACCUUGACUGCUUGGUUCCUGCAGUGCAGGCACAGCCUGCUUUCCUUAACAGCUGUAUGAAUUUCAGGGGCUGCUUCUCACUUUCUCUUUUUCUAAAGUAGCCUUCAAAGUCAUGUCCUUUAUUUACUAUACUGGCAGUCAUCUGCUGAUCAUUGUUCCUUUGGCCCAGGUAUCCGGAGGCCACAGCAAAGCUGAAUAAGAUGAAAAAUUCAGAUGCAGAACAUGUCCUGGCUUCCCUGUCUGUGCUCCUCUCCCACUAGAUGGCCCUAACACUAAAGGUUGGUCUGAGCUCAGGUACUGGCUGCUAACCAGGACUUGAAAAUAAGGGUUUUGCCAGGCUUUUCUUCAAGCAUCUGUCAAAAAAACAUUUCAGAAUCUAAUAAUGAAUUUAUGCUUCCGUAGAGAGAAUUCCAUACCCAAGUUUCAGUAGGGGUUUGGUUUAUGGAGAGCCACAUUAGUGUAAAAGAUGAUCUAGUGUAUGUCUUAGGCUUUACUGCCUAAUAGACCUUUACUGUCAAUAGACCCUCCUGAUAACUAAAUUCUUGUCCUGCCCUGCUGUCCCCCACCACAUAAACACUGCCGAAAGCAGAAAGCAGUACUAAUUUAUUUUAGUGUACUGUAUGAUGUAUGACAAAGAGAAAAGAAGGGUAAGAAAAAGAAACAGUUGUUUCUUGUGUUCACUCGUUGUAAUCACAGAUCUAACCCAGAGGGAGGAAAUGGCACUGUCCAGACUAACUUGGUGAUGGUUUGAUUUUGUCCUGUGUAAAGCAUCCUUUACAAGAAGGAUACAAAGCCAUUUACACAGAACAAUUAGCCAGGUCACACCCACAAUGACUCAAGCCAGCUGAGCAUGAAGGGACCGUUGUAGUGACUGGGGCUUUAGUGUAUGGCCAUGUUCUAAUUAAUCUAAUGAGUACUGUUUGGAUUCUAGAUUAGUGGUUAAGUGAGACAGCUCUUGAUUUAACAACAAUCUUAGAUACAGUGAAUGCAAUGUGGGGAAAUUAAAUAAGGAAAAAUAAGUUUAAAUGCAUGUCAAGGGUGAAAUGCAGACAACAGUAAGAGGACCACAAGAAGCACUGAUGAUUAAGAGUCAGCAGCUUCCCUUUCAAGUGAAAAAUGAGCUGCCAGGAGGAAAGCAAGGCAUGGAAACUUCCUGCUUCCUCCUGGAAAUCAGGGAGCUGCAGCACUUGCUGCAUCUGAGUUGUUGGGGGAUGUAAUGUUUAUUUGAAGAGAGAAAAGAAGACUGAGCUGACUGGCUGCUAUUGAUGACUGCCUUUAUUUUGGGUAUCAAACAAUUGCAUGGGGCUGGAGCGGAGCGAGGAGAGGGCGCAGAGUUCCUAGACUGCUUUUCUUUUUUCUGUUAGGUGUCAGCAUUGCAAUUAGCUGUUAAAAGGGUAGAGGAAACAAGAGGAAGCCUUUAGCUCUUUGGAGUGAUAAAAAAUAUUAGACCAGUAAGAACUGAAAAAAUAGAGUUAACAUUCCUUUUUCCUCAAAAAGAGAUUUAAGGGGAAAAAAUAAAUUUCUAAUGUUUGACAACAUUAAAUAUAGGAAAAUAAGUAUAUUCACUAACUAUGUAUUUUAAAAUUUAUGCAUUUUAAACAAGUGUUUACAACCAUUUGACUACUAUUUUUUUUCUUUUUCUGUUACAAACUACUUUUUAUGGUAGAGGGCAAUGCUCUAUAAACUGCACGCCCACCCAUGCAGUUACUUUGUAAAGUUAAACAACAAUAAAUCAUGCUAUGCUUUGCAUUCAUAGGCUUUAAGUGACAGGGUUCCAUAGGUGAGAUGCAGACCACCUAGCAAAGCAGACUGUCCUUGGAGGGUGAGCACAAGCUCAACCCAGGCAGCGUUGCUGUGCUCAGUGAAACCCUUAAGAGUAUGAGCACAGCGAAUGCAGUGAAGUGAAUGUUUACAUUUCUAUGCUGUAUUUCUAUACUUCUAAUAUAUCCUUUGGCUCCUGAGAAAAGGCUCUAGCUACCAAGAGAAGGGCAUGGUUAGAGAGCUACACAAGUGCUCUUCAGACAGAUAAAAAGGAGCAAAUGCUUGGUCUGACAGUCUCUCAUCAGGGAAGGGGUUAGAAACAAGCUGCCUCUUUUAUAUUAGGUCUGAAAAUUGUUCCAUUUUUCCAGCUUUCUAGAGCUUUAUGAGAUAAUCAUCAGUUUCCAGGUGGCACAAAGUUAAAUUUUGUAAAAUAAUGGAUGUUAACUGGAUUGCUUUGUUUUUCUCCAAAAUAUUAAACCUAUAUAAAUAUUCCCUUAAA